AUGGGGAUCUUGACGAAAAUUAGUGUUUAUGAAUGUCUCCUUCUACUUGGCAUAUAUUCAUUUGGUCUUUUUAUAUUUAUGAGUGGUCUACUGCCGAAUGACCCAGCUACAAAAGUUGACAAAAUUGGGGAUAUAGAAGAAACAUAUAAGAUUGAUAAAUUUGUCAUGAUCGUAGUUGAUGCAUUAAGAGUAGACUUUUUGUUUUCACCAAAGUACUCAGAAAAUUGGGUCAAACUUCGUUCGUAUAUGAACCUCAAGUCGGCCACAUGUUCUGCUUCAAUUGUUCAACCCCCUACUGUGACACUACCGCGAAUAAAGGCGAUCGUCUCAGGGAGAAAUCCGAAGUUUGUUGAUAUUUUGCACAACGUAAAUGCAGAAACUAUGGUUGAUGAUAAUUGGGUAACUCGUUUGGUAAAUCAUCAAUGGAAAAUUCAAUUUUAUGGGGAUGAUACUUGGAUAAAGCUUUUUCCUAAAAGCUUUCAGGCCUAUGAAGGCACAAAUUCUUUCUACGUUAAUGACUUCUAUGAAGUAGAUGAAAAUGUAACACGUCAUAUCUCGACAUUGAUGACUACACCCGAUACAUGGGAUGGUCUUAUUUUGCAUUAUUUGGGGUUGGAUCAUAUUGGACACAUUGAAGGACCUAAGGGAUCUAGCAUCCCUAAAAAAAUUCGUGAAAUGGAUGAAGUUAUUCACAGCAUACUUGAAGUAUUGAUGAACUCUUCAUCAAUUAUCAAUAAAAAUUGGUUAUUUAUUUUAACAGGCGAUCAUGGAAUGAGUGAUAAAGGCAGUCAUGGAGGCUCUACAACUGGUGAAAAAACAACUGGCCUUUUUAUGCUUGGAUCUAACUGGAAUAAAACAAAUGAUCACUUAACUGAGAACACAUGUGUAACAACAAAUCUAAAACAGUUGCCACAAACGCAACAAGUUGAUUUAGCCACAUUAAUCGGAUUAAUUACGGGAGUUGGUAUACCAGAGAGAAGUUUAGGCGUUCUAUCAUCUUCAUGGUUGUAUAAUUUCUGGUCAACAAAUUAUGAUCGAUUAAAAGUGCUAUAUAUGUUAAUGCAACAAAUUGGUCGUUUAUCUGGUGAAUGUGUAUUUUCAUUGAAGUCAUAUCAUAAAUUUGAGUAUAAAAAUUGUAUGUCAAGUGUAUGGAGUCAAGAACGAACUACGGAAUAUAACAUUUUGCUAAAUGGAAUUAUCACUUGGUUACAUUGCCAAAACACUCAAGGAAAUUCAACUAAUGAAUUCAAGCAAAUUGAUUGUGUAAAAUCGGGUUCUCGUUUAAAAGGUGAAAAACUAAUUACUGAUACAGUUAACCUACUUAACGGUAUACAAUCAGAAUCUUUGUCAAAAGUUGAACAUUUAAAUAAUAAAAAAAUGAUAUUUGGCGGUAUUUUAAUGUGGAUUGUUACCUUAUUGCUGUUUCACAAGAUUCUCAAUUCAGUUAUUUACUCUUCCGAUACCAAAAAUCCUUUGACAAACAGGAAAGUAAGUAAUAUGCGUUCAGUUAUUUCAAUUUUACCUUCAGUGAAAUAUGAAGAUGCUAUACAAUCAGCUCGAAUUGUUUACUUGUUAUGCUUAGUAGAUGCAUUUUGUUUGUAUAAAUCAAGAAGUAUACGUUUAAAUAAAAAUGCUAAUCGUUUAUUUGGUCAAACAUCCGCAAAUUCACCAAAAACAUUUUGGGAUUCAAUUGUUCAUCCGUUAUGUACAUUAAAUAUACUUGUGUGUUUACUUGGUAAACCUGUGAUUACAAUUCUAUGGCUUAGUAUAUGGAUUAAAGAAGCGUUAACAUCCGAAAUGAUACAAGUAAUAUUUCAUUAUUCGGGUAUUCAUUCAUCGCAUAAUACAUUUCGUUAUAUUUUGCCAUUCUGUUCAUGGCUUAUCUACUGGACUCAAGGCUGGGUGAGCUUUUUCCAACAAGGGAAUUCCUUGAGCUUUUCUACCAUCGAUCUAUCUGCAGCGUAUGUUGGUCUUCGAUAUCAUCAACCAAUAAUAGCCGGUCUACUUUUAGCCUUUUACACUUACUCUGGACCAUUAAUAUGGCAGUUAGCCUAUUUUUGUCGAUUUGUUUUAUCUAGAUAUAAACAUUUUGGUGAAAAGUUUAAUUGUCUUGUAUUAGGUUUUAUUGUAUUGCCUAUUACGUUAUGUGGCACAUUUUGUUUCUUUCUACAAUCACAUUUAUUUAUUUGGACAGUUUUUGCACCGAAGAUGUUGUAUUCUGCUGUAUUAUAUUUAACUAUGGUUCCUGUUUUAUGUAUUUGGUCUGUGAUAACCCCAUAA
Molecule: messenger RNA, 2280 nt
Organism: Schistosoma guineensis
Lineage: Eukaryota; Metazoa; Platyhelminthes; Trematoda; Strigeidida; Schistosomatidae
Source: the annotation of a GenBank genome assembly